Molecule: messenger RNA, 11637 nt
Organism: Rattus norvegicus (Norway rat)
Lineage: Eukaryota; Metazoa; Chordata; Mammalia; Rodentia; Muridae
Source: RefSeq, a predicted model, not a curated record
CUACGGGAGGGAUUCAUGUCACUCAAGAUUCACUGGCCAAUCAGGGCCUCCAGGCAGGACGUCCACUAGUAGAAGAGGAGUGUACUUCCUGGUGCCCUGUUUCCAGCAGCCGAUUUUUCUGAGUUGCUUAGCGGGCUUGAAUGAUUGGCCUGAUGUGUUUUGAUGUCUGCUGCCGGAUGUCUUAUGGACGUGCUGGCAAUCUACUAAUUCGGAACAUGACAGUGACUUUUGAGGAUGUGCAUGUGAACUUCACUCAGGAAGAGUGGGCUUUGCUAGAUCCCUUCCAGAAGAAGCUCUACAAAGAUGUCAUGCUGGAGACCUACAGGAACCUCAAUGCUAUAGGCUUUAAUUGGGAAGAACAAAACAUUGAGGAACAUUGUCAAAGAUCUAGAAGACAGAAGAGGCAUGAAAGAAGUCAGAGUGCAGAGAUUCCCUCCGAAUAUACUCACUGUGGAAAACCUUUUGCUUCACAUGCUCAUAGUCAUCCUCAAAAGAAUGAAAGGAUUCAUUCAGAAAAGAAGCCCUCUGAAGUUAUUCAGUGUGUUGAAGCCUAUGCUCCUUACACAAUUCUCCAAAUACAUAAAAGAACACAAGCUAGACAGAAACCUUAUGAAUGUAGUCAACGUGGUAAAGUUUUUGCAAAUCACAUUAAACUUAAAAAGCAUGAAAGACUUCAUACUGAAAGGGAACCCUACAAAUAUAAUGAAUUUGAUAAAGCUUAUUCACGACCCAGUAGCCUCCAGAAGCAUAAAAGAGUUCACACUGGAGAGAAACCCUACAAAUGUAAUGAAUGUGAUAAAGCCUUUUCACGACCCAGUAGCUUCCAGAAGCAUAAAAGAGUUCACACUGGAGAGAAACCCUACAAAUGUAAUGAAUGUGAUAAAGCCUUUUCACAACCAAGUAGACUCCAGCAGCAUAAAAAUAUUCACACUGGAGAGAAACCCUUCAAAUGUAAUGAAUGUGAUAAAGCCUUUUCACGACCCAGUAGACUCAAGCAGCAUAAAUAUAUUCACACUGGAGAGAAACCCUACAAGUGUAAUGAAUGUGAUAAAGCCUUUUCAGAACACAGUAGCCUCCAGAUGCAUAAAAGAGUUCACACUGGAGAGAAACCUUACAAAUGUAAUGAAUGUGAUAGAGCAUUUUCAGUACGCAGUAACCUCCAGAAGCAUAAAAGAGUUCACACUGGAGAGAAACCCUACAAAUGUAAUGAAUGUGAUAAAGCCUUUUCACGACCCAGUAGACUCAAGCAGCAUAAAUAUAUUCACACUGGAGAGAAACCCUACAAGUGUAAUGAAUGUGAUAAAGCCUUUUCACGACCUAGUAGCCUCCAGACACAUAAAAGUGUUCACACUGGAGAGAAACCCUACAAAUGUAAUGAAUGUGAUAAAGCCUUUUCGGGACACAGUAACCUCCAGAAGCACAAAAGAGUUCACACUGGAGAGAAACCCUACAAAUGUAAUGAAUGUGAUAAAGCCUUUUCAGAAACCAGUAGCCUCCAGAAGCAUAAAAGACUUCACACUGGAGAGAAACCCUACAAAUGUAAUGAAUGUGAUAAAGCCUUUUCAGUACACAGUAUCCUCUGGAAGCAUAAAAGAGUUCACACUGGAGAGAAACCCUAUGAAUGUAAUGAAUGUGAUAAAGCCUUUUCAGACCACAGUAGCCUCCAGUCGCAUAAAAGAGUUCACACUGGAGAGAAACCCUACAAAUGUAAUGAAUGUGAUAAAGCCUUUUCACGAUCCAGUAGCCUCCAGAAGCAUAAAAGAGUUCACACUGGAGAGAAACCCUACAAAUGUAAUGAAUGUGAUAAAGCCUUUUCACGACCCAGUAGCCUCCAGAAGCAUAAAAGAGUUCACACUGGAGAGAAACCCUACAAAUGUAAUGAAUAUGAUAAAGCCUUUUCAGUGCACUGUAGCCUCUGGAUGCAUAAAAGAGUUCACACUGGAGAGAAACCCUACAAAUGUAAUGAAUGUGAUAAAGCCUUUUCACGACCCAGUAGACUCCAGCAGCAUAAAAGUUCACACUGGACAGAAACCCUAGAAGUGUAAUGAAUGUUAUGAAGCCUUUUCAGAACACAGUAGCCUCCAGAUUCAUAAAAGAAUUCACACUGGAGAGAAACUCUACAAAUGUAAUGAAUGUGAUAAAGCCUUUUCACGACCCAGUAGACUCAAGAGGCAUAAUAGAGUUCAUACUGAAGAGAAAUCCUACAAAUGUCAUGAAUGUGAUAAAGCCUUUUCAGAACACAAUAGUCCCCAGAUGCAUAAACGGAUUCAUGUUGGAGAGAAACCCUACAAAUGUCAUGAAUGUGAUAAAGCCUUUUCACGACCCAGUGGAUUCCAGAUGCACAAUAGAGUUCAUACUGGAGAGAAAGCCUACAAAUGUAAUGAAUGUGAUAAAGCCUUUUCACGACCCAGUAGACUCAAGAGGCAUAAUAAAGUUCAUACUGAAGAGAAACCCUACAAAUGUAAUGAAUGUGUGAAGCCUUUUCAGAAUACAGUAGCUUUCAGAAGCAUAAAAGGAUUCAUACUGGAGAGACUCCCUACAAAUGUAAGGAAUGUGAUAAAGCCUUUUCACGACCCAGUAGCCUCCAGAAGCAAAAAGAGUUCACACUGGAGAGAAACCAUACAAAUGUAAUGAAUGUGAUAAAGCCUUUUCAGCACACAGUAGUCUCCAGAUGCAUAAAAGGAUUCAUAGUGGAGAGAAACCCUAUGAAUAUCAUGAAUGUGAUAAAGCCUUUUCACGACCCAGUAUACUCUACAGGGAUAAAAGAGUUCAUACUGGCGAGAAACCCUACAAAUAUAAUGAAUACGAUAAAGUCUUUUCAGUCCACGGUAGCAUUCGGAGUCAUACUGAAGACAAACCCUACAAAUGUAGUGACUGUGGUGAAGCCUUUAGUCAACACAAUAGACUCCUGAUACAUGAAAGGAUUCAUACUGGACAGAAACCCUACAAGUGUAAUGAAUGCGAUAAAGUCUUUUCACAUCUCAGAGACUCCAGAUUCAUAAUAGAGUUCAUACUGGAGAGAAACCCUACCAAUGUAAUGAAUGUGAUAAAGCCUUUUCACAACCCAGUAGAUUCCAGGUACAUAGAAGAAUUCAUACAGGAGCAAAUUCGUCAAAUGUAGUGAAUGUGUUAAACCCUUUUCACAACAAAAUAGUCUCUAGACAAAUAGAGUUCAUACCAGAGCGAAACCCUACAACCUUAAGCAAUGUGAUAAAGCCUUUCACAACACAGUAAUCUCCAAAUACAUUAAAGAACACACAGAGGAGGGGUACCCUCCAAAUGUAACCAGUGUGACAAAGCCUUUUUCCAAUAUAAUAGUCUCCAAAUACAUAGAAAAAUACAUUCUGGAGAGAAACCCUACAAGAUAAAAAUUGUGAUAAAAGUUUUCCAAUCCACAUUCAUCUUUUUUUGUAUGUUUGUUUUAUUCUGUUAAGAGUUAAAGACAGAUUUUAUUUUAAACUCUGAUUUACCAAAUUAACUUUUCCUACCAACUCUCAGAGCAGAGACUUUCACAGGAUUCACAAUCUUUUGUUUAUUGGCUGCGUUUGUGGGGGCCUUGGCAGCCACCAUUGCUGUCUUUGAUACCCGCUUAGCCUUUUUUCCUUUCUUGUCAGCCCUUCUAGCCUGCUCUCAAUGAGCUUUCCUGACUCCUGUUUUCUGAUUCUUCUUAGCAUUAUAUCAGCACGAGACACACAGGGAUGACUCCCUGGAAUGUGACUGUACUGCGGGUUCUUUUCUUUUGAAUUUCUUCAGCCUGUGUUUCGUGUGUGUGUGUGUGUGUGUGUGUGUGUGUGUGUGUGUGUGUGUGUGUGUGUAUCUGUAGAGGACAGUCUAGUUCAUCUGCCUAGGAUUCCUUUUGGAAAGGAAUGCAGACUCACUUUUGCCAGUAAGAAAACUGGAAAACCUUCCAAUAUUCCUUGGCAUAAUGUUGCCCAUGUCCUAGGUAUAUCUUGUACCUGCUGAAACUGAACAGCUCAGCCUUCACGGUCAUAGAUGCUCACCUGCCAGGGAAAGACAGCACAGAGCACAGUCAUCUUAAAAGGCAUGUGGGAGUGGGUGAUGUCAUUAAGCAGGUGAAGGCAGGCACAAGGUAGGACGAGGCCUGUCAUUGGAUGAGAGGGAAGGAUGAGCGGCAGAAAAGUUUGAGGGAAGAGGAUCUUAUCAAUUGGAUCAGAGGUUAUUGUGUGUUGUUUCCUGUGGGGAAUUAAGUUUAAUAGAGUAUGUGUCAGCUGGGACACUAUGCCACCAUGGAAUUGAGAUGUAUAUUUCUGGCAUGGUGACAUCCUGCCUUGGGGACUGCAUUGGUAGACAGAUUGUUGCCAGGCUCAGAGAGAGGCCAUAGGCAAUGUUAUAGGGGCUAGAGCAAAGCGGGUGAGAGGCUUUGCUGAUUGAGAUUAAGAUAUCUACCACAUAUCUAGGGGCACUGUGAUGCUGACCAGUGUGGGUAAAAACAGUAUUCCAUUUUUUAUAAUUUUGCAGCAACACAUACACCGGGAGAGAAGCCAUUGGUGUUUUGUUCAGUAAAUUUUCACCUUUUCCCAUGUAUUUGAGGCUCAACCCCACGUUUUCUUCUAUUAGUUUGAGUAUCUGGUUUUAUGUGGAGUUCCUUGAUCCACUUGAAUUUAAGCUUUGUCCAGGGUGAUAACAAUGGGUCAAUUUGCAUUCUUCUACAUGUUAACCUUCAGUUACACAAUGGAGUACUACUUGGCCAUUAAAUAAAAUGACUGCAUAAAAUUCUUAGGCAAAUGGUUGGAACUAUAAAAUAUCAUAGUAACUGACGGAACUCGGUCACAAACACACACACAUGAUAUCCACAAACUGAUAAAUGGAUAUUAGCCCAAAAGCUCAGAAUACCCACAAUAAAAUUAACACAUCCUAUGAAGCUCAUGAACAGGGAAGACCAAAGUGUGGAUGCUUCAGUCUGUAGAAGGGGAAACAAAAUACCCACAAAAGGAAAUAAGGAGACAAAGUAUGGAGGAGAGACUGAAGAGAAGAGAAUACUCCACCGGGUGUUCACUCCACAUACAGUCACCAAACAGAUACUAUUGCAGAUGCCAAGAAAUGCUUGCUGACUGGAGCCUGAGAAAGCUGUCAGGUGAAAGGCUCAGCUAGAGCCUGGCAAAUACAGAGGUAGAUUUUCAAAGCAAACCAUUGGGUUCAGUACGGGGUCCCCAAUGGAGGAGUUAGAAACAGGAUUGGAGGACCUAAAGAGGCUUGCAACCCCAUAGGAAGAACAAUAAUAUCAACCAAGCUGAUCCCACAGAGCUUCCAGGCAUUAAACGCCCAACAAAAGAGCACACGUGGAGCCACCCAUGACUCCAGCUACAUCUGUAGCAGAGGAUGGCCCUAUUGGAAAUGAGUGGGAGGAGAGACCCUUGGUCCUGUCAAGCUGUAAUGCUUCAGUGUAGUGGAAUGCCAGGAAGGCAAGCAAGAGUGGGUGGGUUUGUGGAAGCACCCUCAGAGAAGCAGGGGAGGGGCUAUGUGAUAGUGGGUUUCUGGAGUGGAACCUGGGAAAGGGGAUAACGUUUGAAGUGUAAAUAAAGAAAAUAUCCUUUGACAGAAAAGGAAAAAAAGAAAUGGAGUCUUCUUUAGAAUGUCACAGCCUUCAGACACACAGCACUCAGGAUGAGGUAAAAUGCCUUUCACGUCAAAGUGCUGCAGUCAACUACCUAAACUUAAACAGGUGGUUAAUGUGAGAUCUUUUCUUAUUUGGAAUAUAUAACAUGGCAAAACCCCUCUUUUUUUCUGGAGCUUUUGAGUUCACAAGAAAAUUCUUUAUCUUCUGCUGGAAGCUUACAUAUGUAAGGAUGAUGAAGAUGGGAACUCUUUUUCUUUUUCUUCCUGCCAUACUCUGGCAAGAGAGAUCACUACUUUUCUAGCAUUCAAGGUUCCGUGUUAGGAAUUCUGGUAUAUGCUGAAGACCAGCUGAGACAUAGAGACACGACUGUAUUCUUCAACUUGCCAUUGUUACACAGUCAUUGUUUUACUCGUGGACAAUAUUCCAUGAGACAUUUCUCUAUAUCCACUUCAUCCAUACAUAGAGAGAGCCAUGCUUUGGGUUUUGUUCAUCUGGAAAACCUCUGCUAGUACAGAUAUGUGUUUUCACCUCCCACUGAGGAAGAUGUGCUGUCUUCUAAUAGUGCUCCACUGAGAUUGCCAUCCAUAUCCUACUUUUUUCCCAGAGUUGUCUGGAUUCUCAUAUUGAAAGAACAAGAUAAACCCCAUUUCUGGAGAAUUAUUUUGAAAGGGAAAGAUAAACCCCUUUUAUCUCCACUGAAGCAACCCUUUUAUCCAUUUGGAACAGCAGGCCUGUUUGAAAAAACAGCCAUAAAGCACCAGCCUCAGGAUAGACCACAAUUAACAUAGAGAAAGUCAUGAGACACCAGCUCUAGGAAAAUAAAAUUAAAUCUAGAACAAAUUCAUAAACACCCCUCACUCCAGAGACCAGUCCAGGUAUAAGUACAAAUAUGGAAAUACCUUUUCUCUGAAUGGGCCAUUUGCACUGGGCAGCCCUAUUUCAUUACAUGGUUAAAAGUUCAUAACACAGGGAUGCAAAACACUGACAACAUGUGACCUCAUAGCAUCCACCAAAGAAAUAUUUUAUUAUGCUAGAGAUUUUACCUGGUUCCCUAUAAAAUGAUUUUGUGCUUUUCCUGGGGUUGGUAUUUCAAAGAAUGGUUGACCUCUGUAUGAAGACCAUCUCUGUAAAAUGAACCCUCUUUUUUUUUUUUUUUUGCAUAGUAUCUAAGUCUGGGGUCUGCCUUCAGUGAUAUUCAGACCCUUACAUUAUAUAGCAGAUGAAUAGUAGCUACAGUUUUCCUAAUGUAAGUGUGAAGUUACAGAAACAGACAUCAUAUUUUGUGUCCAGGAAGCUCUUUCAAUUGGGAAGACCCCAUCUUUCAAGGGGUCAUAUGGUGAAUCAUGGACUUUAGAAGCUAUCCAUCUUGAUUCAAGGUGGUAUAGUUUGAGUGGAGGAGGAGGGGGAGGAAAAAGGGGUGGUAGAAAAGAAAAGGAAGAGGAAGAGUGAGAAGAAGAACAAGAAGAGGAACAAGACAACAAGAAGAAGGAGAAAAAGAUGAGGAAGGAGGAGGAAGAAAAGGCAGAGCAGAAGAAACUGAAGAGGAAGAGGAGGAAGAGCGUGAGAAGGAAAAGCAGGAGCAGUGUAUAUGGAAGAGGAGAAUGAGGACAAGAAGAAUGAGUGGGAGGAGGAGGGGGAAGAAAUUCCUGCUGAAAGAUAGAAAGGUGGGAUAACGGAGGACAGGUAUAUUUGAUACUGAAACACAAAUCUUGGGGAUCUUAAAAGGGUCAGCUCCUGGACUAGAAUGCUGGCCCAGGAAACCUUAAGCUAAUGUGUCCCUUCAGCACAAUCCAACCCUAAGAGAGGUGCUUAUGGCACUCAAGAUCCACUGGCCAAUCAGGGCCUCUAGGAAGACCCUGCAAUCAGAAGAGGAGGGAUCUUACAGGUGCCUUGUUCCUACAGCAAGUUCAGCUCUCUUGCUGAGGAUGCUUCGAAGGUUGGUAUAGUGUGUUUUGACUCUUCUGCUGAGUGCUUUCCAGGAGUGCAGGUUGAGCUACUGAGCCUCAUUGUGGUGAGCAUGUGACCACUGUCCCUAACCUGAAUUAUCAGAGGACUGAGAAUGGGGAGGUGGCAAAGUGGCCCUCCUGUUUGCAGGGUGUAAAUUAGCAGCCAACUUUGAGGUUCUUGUGUUCCUAGCCACUAAGUGUUCUUAUGGGUUUCACAUGAAUAACUUCAGUAUGGGAGACUCAUCUGCACAAAGCAUUUGGAGCAAGGGAUUUCAAGUACAGAUGCAUCUUUGGCAUGAUUCCAAAUUCGGAGAUCUUGAUUCUCAGCAUCUGAACCUUUCCUUAAGUAUUCCUUGUUUAUUCAAAAUUUCUCUGUUGACCAUUCUCUGUUUAGUACUGUACCCUAUACUUUAAUUGGGAUAUUUGAGUUGUUUCUGUCUAACCUCUUGAGUUCUUCAGAAAUUUUUAAUACUAACCCUAUGUAAGAUAAAGCGUUAGUGAAUAUUCUGUUUCAAUCUUUACGCUGCUUUUUUGUCCUACUGACAGUGACCUUUACCUUAAAGAUAUUUUGUAGUUUCAUGAAGUCCCACUUUUCAAUUGCUGAUGUUGGUGCCUGAACCAUUGCCAUUCUUGUCAGGAAAUUGCAUCUUGAGCACUUGUGUCUUAUAUUAUGUUGAUAUCCUUGAUUCAAUUGGACUGUGGUUGAUGUUUACAUGUGUUUUGGGUUCAGUUUUGUGUGUGUGUGUGUGUGUGUGUGUGUGUGUGUGUGUUUGUGUUGUGGCUUCAUUUUCAUUGAAUUCUGGAAAGUCUAUAAUUACUUUCUUAUUUCUUCACUGACAUGGUGAUCAGAGCAAAAAGAAUAUUUAGUUUGAGAGAAGUUUUAGGCUAUCUGUUCUGUUCAUGGACAGAAGUUUCCCUACUACAGCUGUGUGUUUUUCACCUUCCCACUGCGGAAGAUGUUGCUAGGUAAUGAUAGUGCUCCAAAAUCAUUUUCAUCCAUUUCCUUCUUUUCUCCCAGUGUCAGGAGUCUCUAGAUAGCAGCUGCAGUUGUCCUGAUACCAUCGUGAAGUCACAGAAACAAAUGCCAUAUUUUGUAUCCUAAAUCUCUUUUUAAUUGGAAUCUUCUCAGAACUGUUCUCCUGUGAAUGUGAUAGUUCACCCUCCUGCAAGUUGAAUAUUGUAUUGUGAAAUAUAUCCACCUUGAUUCCUGGAGGAAGAAGAGAACAUGCCUGCUGAGUGCUAAUGCUGUCUUAAUUUUAGAUUAUAACCCUAGUAUAACUAUAAGUAACCAUAACCAUAGAAACUAUAAGUAUUGAAGAAAAGUAUAAGUUGAUAAUGAAUCUUAUUUGCAAGAAAAAAUGUUGAAGUGCUAUCUCUUUUACUGUGUUAUUGCAUUCUUAGAGAGAAACACGUAUUCAGAACAAUUUUCUCAGAACCACAACGAGUUCCAGACAACUGUCGCAGUGGGUAUGGCUGGUUGCUUCUAAACCUCAUGACAUAAUUUCAAUUUCUUUUUUUUUUUUUUUUUGGGUUCUUUUUUUCGGAGCUGGGGACCGAAGCCAGGGCCUUGCACUUCCUAGGUAAGCGCUCUACCACUGAGCUAAAUCCCCAGCCCCAUAAUUUCAAUUUCUAAUAGAUGCAUAUUAUCUAUGAAUUCUUUUCCCAUUUCUGUAGUUAUAGUCUGGCAUAGGUAUGACACACACUGGCAGUAUAUAAAAUGUUAAACAAAAUAAGGAACAAUGAUGUCACUUGAAGCUAAAUGCAUACUUGGAUCUUAUCUGUAGAAUGCACAUAGUGGAAGUAGACAAUAGACACCUGUAAGGUGCUUUUCUCUCACUGCUACCUAUACCCAUGGCACAGGUGUAUGUGCACAAACACAGUUGAAACAUUUUUUUAUGCAGAGGAAAUAAACAAUGCAAAGAAUAUGCCCCAUUUUGAGAAAAUAUGAAAUGAUUUUCCUGUUUAAAUUAUUAUUGCAAUGUUUCAGUAGGUAUUACUAAACAUCAAACCCAUGAGGCUUCAUCUGUAAGUUUACAUUGCCAUUCAUUCUUUGAUUCAAAGCUAAGUCUUGAAAAAAAAUCAGUUGGCCUUUGGGCUGCAUUCGUGUAAUCCCAGGACAUGGGGAGGGUGGUAGGCCAGUCUCUCUGAAUUUGAGGCACAGUGCUGGACUUUGUAGUGACAUACUUUAUAGCCACAUUCUGACUCAGGGAAAAAAAUACGAAAAGAAAGAGCAUACUUUAUUUAAUUGACAUUCCCUAAUAGAAUCUGAGUGUUUGCUGAACUCAUUUGGCAGCAGUGGGAGCCCACAACAAUGUAUGUCAGGUGUACGUCUGAUGUGAGUUGUGCUUCAUGUAAGGGGAGAACAGGAACAUGCAUACGUGAAGAUUGACAUGCUGAAUGGGAUCCUAUUCGAGUUCCUUGAUGACUAAAAAACAUUCAUUUUGGAACUCUGUGGGUAACUCUAGGUGACAUCAAGUCUGUCAUUAGAGUACCAUGGACCGCAAACAGAAAUCACUCUAAAACUAUGGAAGUCAGGUAUUUAGAAAGAACAAUGGGGGCUGGAGAGAGGGCUCAUCAGUUAAGAGCAGGUACUGGUCUUACAGAGGUCCUGAGUUUAAUACCCAGCAAUGGCACAGUGGCUCACAACCAUUUGUUAUGGGAUCAGAUGACUUCUGGUGUGUCUGAAGAUAGUGAUGGUGUACUCAUAUGUAUAAAGUAAGUAAAUCUUUAAAAAAUAAAAGAAAGAAUCAUGGAGUAUUGAUCAACUAUUAGGGGAUGGGCAUUGUAUAUUAAAGAGGCAGAAAAGACCCUCGACCCCAAUGCUUAGGGUGGACCUGAACACCAGCUGCUUUCCAUUGUAAUCUCUGUAUCCACUCAGAUGUGGUGGGUCAGUCCUGUCCAGUUCUUCCCCUCCUCUUUUUUUUUUCGCAACAACUACACAGAUCUAUCUGUGUUAGCACAAUGCAUAGCCUCUGUGGCAGUCUCCAAUUAAAACUUAAAGGCAUUUAGUGGCCACCCAAUGGUCCCAGUAAAUUGCCUGCAUGUUAGGAUCUAGGUACUCAAAAACUACAUUAAUAUUUCUCCUGUUGCUUAUGGCCUAAUAGAACACUGGACCCCAUAUCCUUAGAAUUUCCCUUGGAAUGUCAUUCUCAAAUAUGACUGAUUCCUCUAGGUAAGAACUUCUGUGCAUAACAAAAGUUUAUUCCUUAACUGAAUACAUGUCAGGGGGAAAAGCAACUAAAAUUCAGUGAAAGAAUUUGAGAAGGGAGAAAAUUGCUGUUCCAAAUGAGUCACACUGAGCAAAUACAUUAAUCUAAUUUCAAUUCUCAUUAAUAAUUUUGUUUUGUUCUUUUUAUUCAUUUUUGUGGUUUUAUUUGAAAGUGUAUUGUUACCAGGAGUCUCUGGCUGCCCUGGAACUCUUACCUGUUCUAGAACAUCAGAAAAUUCUGCCCACCCUGCCUCCACAAUACCAGCAUUAUAGGCGAACUUGUCACAGCUAGAUGGGUCAGUUCUUUUGAGUCUCUCUGGUUAGGGUAGCUAAGACACAGACUGUGGUCUUAAGUCUAGCAAUAGAUGUCUACCCUGAAAUGCAGCCCUUCAACCUUCAACUCCAAUGUCUUUCAAAUUAGGAGGAAUUUUGUUUUUGCUUCAUUAUAAUGUUUGUUCUGAGUCACCAAAGACCUAGGGCAGAGUUCUGUCCUUAUUAUACAGAUUGUGAAACCCAGACUCAGAGUGCAUGCCAUUACUGAAUAGAUAUGUAGACCUGCUCAUCUUCUUCAUGCUGUGAUACUAAUGACUCAGUAAAUAAAGUGGAAGGCAAGGCAACUGCCAGGAGCCAAGUCCUUACUCAGCCUCUCUCUCAGGAAUGUUUCAGGAAUGUCAAGCCCACUUACACCCUCUGGACAUAGAAGCCAGAUGUCCAUUCUUAUCACUUUUACAACUUCUGUCUCCAGCAUCUGUUCUUAUCAGUGGAUACCUGCAAAUGAGGGUUUAGGGCUAUAGGGAGGGUGGUGGCAGUGAUCUAUUAGUCUUGGGUCCUGAGUGACCUUCCCACCUGCUUGUCUUUAUAAGCCGCUGUUUUUUCUUAAUUAAAGUGUGAGAGCUUGAUCAGAA